Aegilops tauschii subsp. strangulata is the source of this 2593-nucleotide messenger RNA. The record is from RefSeq and is a predicted model, not a curated record. NCBI's taxonomy places the organism in Eukaryota, Viridiplantae, Streptophyta, Magnoliopsida, Poales, Poaceae.
GGCACCAGAGGAGGAGGAGGAAGGGAGCAGCAUAGGAGGAAGUAAAAGAAAGGGGCCAACUACAAGAUCUCAUUCUAGUUUGGAUGAGAUUAUUGAGGAAGAUUGGUUUCCUUCAUCUGAUGAGGAGAGCAACCCUGGUGACCUAAGUGAGGAGGACAAUGAUGGGGCUCAAAUACCAUGUGUGAAGCUUCCAGCUGAUAGGAAGAGCAGGGCUAAAAAGAGGAAGCCUAGAGUUUGGUAUGAUGAGCAAAGGGAGAACCCAGAAGAGCAAUUUAUGAAGAAGCUUUGUUUCCUAGAUGUGACCCAGUUCAGGAGGGCACUUCUUAAUUUUCACAUCUCACAAAAUAGGAACCAUGCCUUCCACAGGAACUGUCCAGACAGGAUUAUAGCUGUCUGCAAAUUUGAGAAUUGUCCAUUUUUCAUUGCAGCUUCUCAGAUAGCACAUGAGAAGACAUUCUGUAUAAAGAAACUGAACUUGCACCACAGCUGCCCAGUAGUAGGAGAGAGCACAAAAGUUACUGCUAAGUGGUUGGCACAUGAAUGUGAGCAACAGUUGAGGACAGACCCCAACACACCUGUCCAGACUAUAAUUUCAAACUUGAAGCAAAAGCAUGGAAUAGAGGUAUCUAUACAUAUGGCCUAUAGGGCAAGAAAGCUAGCUAAAAAUGUAGUCCUAGGAGAUCAGAAGGCACAAUAUCAUAGGAUAAGGGAUUACCUAGAAGCUGUGCUAGAAACCAAUCCAGGAAGUAGAUGCAUUGUCACAACAAAGCAUCUGAAACUACAUCCAAGCAAAAACCCAAGAUUCCAUGGCUUGUUCAUCUGCCUCAAUGCUUGCAAAGAGGGUUUCCUUAAUGGUUGCAGACCAUUCAUAGGUGUUGAUGGUUGCUUCAUAAAGUUGACAACAGGGCAGCAAAUCUUGGCUGCCACUGGAAGAGAUGGAAACAAUAACAUAUUUCCCAUUGCUUUUGCAAUAGUGGACAAGGAAAACACAGCAAGCUGGUCUUGGUUUCUUACUCAAUUAAAAUAUGCCAUUGGUGGUGAGUCAGGCAAGUUUGGCUACUACACUAUUAUAUCUGACAGGCAAAAGGGCCUUCUUACAGCCAUAAACAAUGUAUUCCCCAAUUGCAAACAAAGAUUCUGCCUUAGACAUAUUUAUCAGAACUUUCAAACUGCUGGUUUUAGAGGGGAAGAGUUGAAGAAAUACAUGUAUCAGGCAAGUUAUUCCUAUACUGAGCAUGGUUAUGUAACUGCAAUGGAAGGCAUGAAAAAGGAGUGUGAGCCAGCUUGGAAAUGGCUAUCUAGGAUACCAAAACAUACAUGGGCUAGGCAUGCCAUGGACAACAAUUGCAAAACUGACUUGGUAGUGAACAAUAUAAGUGAAGUUUUUAACAAGAUGAUACUUGAUGUCAGAGCCAAACCCAUUAGAACUAUGGUAGAUGGGAUCAGGACAAAGCUGUUAGUGAAGUUCAAUGCAAAUAGGACAAAGACUGAGACUGCUAAGUGGCAGAUAUGCCCAACAUAUGCUGAGAAGCUAGAGGAAGCAAAACAUCAUUCUAGGUUUUGUCAGUCUAUCAAAGCUGGACCUGAUCUCUUCCAGGUGACAAGUGGAGAAAGCACAUAUGCAGUUAACUUGUUGCUACAUACAUGUGGUUGUAGGAAGUGGGACAUGUGUGGAGUACCUUGCAAUCAUGGUGUUUCUGCAAUCAACAAGGCAAAACUACAGCCAGAAGAUUUUGUUCAUGAUUUCUUCAAGAAACCAAUGUAUAAGGCAGCUUAUAGUCCAAUAGUUUUCCCUGUGCCUGGGCCUGAUUUGUGGCCAAAGACUAGAACCCCUGACAUUGAACCACCAGUGUUCAAAGAAAAGCCAGGAAACAAAGAGACAAAGAGGAGAAAGAGCAAGUUUGAAAAGCCAGCUCCAAAGGAUACAUCUAGGAUGGGAACUAUCACUUGUAGCAAUUGCAAUAGGACUGGGCAUAGAUACACUAGUUGCAAGCAGGCUCUUAAACCAUCCCUAGCUAUGAGAAUGAACCAGCACCAGGAAAACAGGAGAGAUGAUACACCCAGAACUGUAUCUGCUCCUGCUCCCAUGCCACCAAGGAGAAGUGCUCCUUCUGCUCCUGCUGCUGCUCAAACUGCAGCUCCAGCUCCACCAGCUCCAAGGGCUCCAAGGGUAUCAAGGAGAGCUCCUUCUGCUCCUGCUUCAGCUCCCAGUGCACCAAGGAGAGCUCCUUCUGCUCCUGCUGCAGCUGCUGCUCCUCCUGCUACAAGGGCAACAAAGAAAGCUAAAACUACAAGGACUGCAACUUCUACUGCUGGUGCUGGUCCAAGUUCUACUGCUGGUGCUGGUCCAAGUUCCUCUACUGCUGCUGGGCCAAGAGGAAGAAACAAGUUCAUCCCCCCAAGAGUUGCAGGUAGUGGAAGAGUGAGGAAGCCAUCCUUUAAGAUGUCUGAGUGGUUCAACUGUUCUCAAGGGAGCAGGUGAAGUUGUGUUAAUUUGUGGUCAAAACUUGUGUUGCUUCUGGUUGUCAUGAGUACUUUCAUGUUCUAAACAUGUUCUAAACAUCUUUAUUCUGGUUGUCAUGAGUACUUUCAU